Molecule: messenger RNA, 710 nt
Organism: Tupaia belangeri chinensis (Chinese tree shrew)
Lineage: Eukaryota; Metazoa; Chordata; Mammalia; Scandentia; Tupaiidae
Gene: GNLY
Product: granulysin
Exons: 5
Coding region: 81-524 (147 amino acids)
Biological process (GO): killing of cells of another organism; lipid metabolic process; defense response to bacterium
Cellular component (GO): cytolytic granule
Source: RefSeq, a predicted model, not a curated record
AGGGGAGGUGGCUUACAAAAGGAGCAGGGCCUGCCUGCUUCCAUAGGAGACUGUGGAGGCAUCUCUGAAGCUGCCCCACCAUGGCUAGCCGGACCUUGCUGUUCCUUGCCGCAGUGCUCCUGAACCCCUCAGGUCUGGCCUUCUCUGGUGUGGGCCCAGAGCACCAUGACCCGGCGACAGCCCACUGGUGUGAGGGUGAGCAGUUGCGCCAGGACCUGGCCCAGGAGCGCCCUCAGGGUGACCUGUUUGCUCAGAGGAAGGAGCUGAGCUGGGGCUGCAAGCCCUGUCAGAAGAUCAUGCAGAAGUUGGAGGACAUGGUGGGGGAACAGCCUAACGAGGAAACCAUCGCCCAGGCUGCUUCCAAGGUGUGUGGCAAGAUGGGGCUGCUGAGAGGCAUCUGUAAGAGGAUCAUGAGGACAUUUCUGCGUCUCAUUAGCCGGGACAUCAUGGCCGGCAAAAGCGCCCAGGAGGUCUGCGUGGACCUCAAGAUAUGCAAACCUGCAGGUCCCAGGCGAGGCUUCUGACCAUCCUGACGAAGAAGUGCAGAGGGCUGGCUUCUGUCCUCAGAGCCUGGGAACCUCGCCACCUCCGCAGGCUCCUCCCUUCUAGCUCAAGUCUCCCCUCAGCCUUCGUCCCCCACUCCCUUCCACUGCCCCCUCUGGAGAAUAAAGUGUCAGGUGACGUGCCACACGGUUUCGCCUCCUUUGGUG